UACCGGGCCGGCCGCUCAGCUGUUGUCUCCUGCAGGGCCUUACCUGUUCCUCGCUCCAGCGCUGCACAGUCUUCCCGCGCUGGCUUCUUUGACAGCCGGCAGUCUCUGGUCAUCUGUACUGUGUCUGCAGUCUCUGGUCAUCUCCUGUACUGUGUCCGCAGUCUCUGGUCAUCUCCUGUACUGUGUCCGCAGUCUCUGGUCAUCUCCUGUACUGUGUCCGCAGUCUCUGGUCAUCUCCUGUACUGUGUCCGCAGUCUCUGGUCAUCUCCUGUACUGUGUCCGCAGUCUCUGGUCAUCUCCUGUACUGUGUCCGCAGUCUCUGGUCAUCUCCUGUACUGUGUCCUCAGUCUCUGGUCAUCUCCUGUACUGUGUCCGCAGUCUCUGGUCAUCUCCUGUACUGUGUCCGCAGUCUCUGGUCAUCUC
Messenger RNA from Staurois parvus, 423 nucleotides. NCBI's taxonomy places the organism in Eukaryota, Metazoa, Chordata, Amphibia, Anura, Ranidae. The record is from the annotation of a GenBank genome assembly.